Molecule: messenger RNA, 5117 nt
Organism: Suricata suricatta (meerkat)
Lineage: Eukaryota; Metazoa; Chordata; Mammalia; Carnivora; Herpestidae
Gene: SLC1A4
Product: solute carrier family 1 member 4
Exons: 8
Coding region: 398-1996 (532 amino acids)
Biological process (GO): L-serine transport; L-glutamate transmembrane transport
Cellular component (GO): plasma membrane
Molecular function (GO): L-serine transmembrane transporter activity; L-threonine transmembrane transporter activity; L-alanine transmembrane transporter activity
Source: RefSeq, a predicted model, not a curated record
CGGCUCCCGGCGCUGAUUGGCCGAAACCGCGGAGGGGAGGUGACGGGUGUGAAGCGGGAGGGCUCGGGCCGCUCCCAGCUCGCUCCGUUCUUCCCUUCUGCGUCGCCUCUCGCGGCUCCCCGUUGCAUCAUCUCCAGCCCGCGACCGCUGUGGGAAGGUUGGGCGCGGCGCGAUCCACUCAGGCUGGUGCUCCAGCCCGCUCUCCCGCGCCGCCCCUGGCUCUCUCCACACUUGCUUCUGCCCGCAGGCCGGGAGCUCUCCGCGGGCCGCCUCCCAGAACCUGCGGGACACAGCUGGCGGACGUAGUCGGCUCCGCUGAUCCGUUCAUUGAAAGCCCUGUCUCAUCCCAGAGCAAAGUCACUCCCGCCUCCAACAGCUCGGGGCCGCGGGCAGCGCCAUGGAGAAGAGCAGCGAGACCAACGGCUACCUGGACAGCACCCAGGCGGGGCCUGCGGCAGGGCCUGGCGCGCCCGGGUCCGCGGUGGGACGCGCGCGGCGCUGCGCCGGCUUGCUACGGCGGCACGCGCUGGUGCUGUUCACCGUGUCCGGAGUGGUGGCGGGCGCCGGCCUGGGCGUGGCGCUGCGCGGGCUCGGCCUCAGCCGCACUCAGGUGAUCUACCUGGCCUUCCCUGGCGAGAUGCUGCUCCGCAUGCUGCGCAUGAUCAUCCUGCCGCUGGUGGUCUGCAGCCUGGUGUCGGGCGCCGCCUCCCUCGACGCCAGCUCGCUCGGACGCCUGGGCGGCAUCGCCAUCGCCUACUUCGGCCUCACCACUCUUGGCGCCUCGGCGCUCGCCGUCGCUUUGGCGUUCAUCAUCAAGCCUGGGUCUGGCGCGCAGACCCUCCAGUCCAGCGACCUGAGGCUGGAAGACUCGGGGUCCCCUCCGGUCCCCAAGGAGACAGUGGACUCUUUCCUCGAUCUGGCCAGAAACCUGUUUCCCUCAAAUCUUGUGGUUGCCACUUUCCGCACGUAUGCAACUGAUUAUGGAAAGGUGAUUCAUAACACGAGCUCUGGAAAUGUAACCCAUGAAAAGAUCCCCAUCAGCACUGAGAUUGAAGGGAUGAACAUUUUAGGAUUGGUCCUCUUUGCCCUGGUGUUUGGAGUGGCCCUCAAGAAGCUCGGCUCUGAAGGAGAAGAGCUCAUCCGUUUCUUCAACGCCUUCAAUGAGGCAACGAUGGUGCUGGUGUCAUGGAUUAUGUGGUAUGUGCCUGUGGGCAUCAUGUUCCUGGUUGGAAGCAAGAUUUUGGAAAUGAAAGACAUCAUCGUGCUGGUGACCAGCCUUGGAAAAUAUAUCUUCACAUCUAUAUUGGGCCAUUUUAUUCAUGGAGGAAUUGUUCUGCCACUUAUUUAUUUUGUUUUCACACGGAAGAACCCAUUCAGAUUCCUCCUGGGCCUCCUCACGCCGUUUGCGACAGCAUUUGCCACGUGCUCCAGCUCAGCAACCCUUCCCUCCAUGAUGAAGUGCAUCGAGGAGAACAACGGUGUGGACAAGAGGAUCAGCAGGUUCAUCCUCCCCAUCGGGGCCACCGUGAACAUGGACGGAGCGGCCAUCUUCCAGUGUGUGGCCGCCGUGUUCAUUGCCCAGCUCAACAACAUCGAGCUGAGAGCAGGACAGAUUUUCACGAUUCUAGUGACAGCCACAGCCUCCAGCGUUGGAGCCGCUGGUGUGCCCGCUGGGGGGGUCCUCACCAUCGCCAUUAUUCUGGAGGCCAUUGGGCUGCCCACUCGUGACCUUUCUCUGAUCCUGGCUGUGGACUGGAUUGUGGACCGCACCACCACCGUGGUGAACGUGGAAGGGGACGCCGUGGGCGCGGGCAUUCUCCACCACCUAAAUCAGAAGGCGAUGAAGAAGGGGGAGCAGGAGCUGAGCGAGGUGAAAGUGGAGGCCAUCCCCAACUGCAAAUCGGAGGAGGAGACGUCGCCCCUGGUGACCCACCGGAACCCCGCCGGCCCUGCGGCUGGCGCCCCGGAGCUGGAAUCCAAGGAGUCGGUUCUGUGACGGGGCUCGCUUCGGGCUUGCUGCAGUGGCCGUGCCCGGCCUGUUAGUGCGGCCCCCCCCCGGCUGCCGGGCACUGUGCUCGCUCUCCGACUUGUAGCCUCUGAGCCAUGCUUUGGCCCAGUCACCAGUUUGAGGAUUACCUCUCGGCACAGGCAUUGGGCUUCCCCGUGGGAACUGGUUACUGAAGACCAGGACACUCUGACUUUGGGCUUGAUUCACGUCCAGGUGCCACCACGUGUGUGCUCUGUUUGGAAACCCGGCCUCCAGCUGCCUGGCUGGGCAUGUCGCAGGCUCACGGGUCCUGGCAGUUAAAGUGUGAAGCAGCGCACACGUCCUCUGCAUUGUGGCCGGUCAGCUCUGCACUGGGUGCUUUCUGGGUGAGCCUAGGGGGGUUAGAGUCAUCUGUCGCAUUGCCUCAUGAGCCGGAGUAAUUGGAAAAAUUCCCCAAAUUCUUACCUUUGGCUGGAAUUCACUGAGUUGGGACUUGAGGUGUCGAGGUGUGCUGUUGUGAGGUGCGGCUGGCUUCUGAUUCACCGGGUGUGGGGGGCUUGGAGGUCAAGUUAGAAAUACUCUAGAUGGCGCUAGCACUGCGGGGGCUCUGGUCAGGGGCACUAGGCCAGAGAAAGGAGGUGUGCCUGGAAGGGGACACACACAGUCAUCCUUCUUCACGUCCCAGCCCGUGGGGAAGUUUGCUGCUUCCGCGGCCUGGCCUUUGACUGCGCCGUAGCUUCACCCCCAUCGGAUCUGGCAGCAGGCAAUGAGGGGCCUCUUCCUCCAUGGUCAUCGCAUUCGGGACCCUUGUUGGUUUAUCAGUCUAUUAUUAUAAUUCAACUAGACCCCUAAAAUGCACUGCAGCAAUACAAAAACAAAAAACCCUACAAACCCACUCAUUAAUUGGGGUGGGGGCCCCCAUUCCCAGGUCCCCAGGCCCCCCAGCUUUGGCUGAUUUCUGUGGGUUUGGUUUCUUUUCCUGCCAGUACAUCAAAGUUUAAAUUAUAAGCCAAAGGCAUUCUUCCAGAUGCCUGCUGACUGGGUUUGAAUGUUGGUGAGGGGACUUCAUAAAGAAGACCGGUAUGGCCGGGGACAGGGAAGGCUGGAAGGCACAAGAAUGCUGUUUCACUGUGGCUGUGGCUGUGUAUCCAUGGUGUGAUCAGCAAGUCCUGGGCCUCACUUUACCCCAUUUGUAAAAUAGGCUGAUGUCACCUGCCUCUUACCUACCUCAGAGGGAUUUGGUGAGGCAAACUUAGUGAACCAGUGAAAACAACCAUUUCAGUUCCUGGGUAUCAAGUGCUGACACCCCUGCGCUCUUCUUAUUUUUUACCUAAGUGAUACCUUUCUCCGCAGAGGCCUCGUUCUCCUGGUAGAGACAGCUUUUACAAGUGGGGCUUUGUUCUCUGUGCGCUAGCAACUUCUGUCACGCCCCUCCUCCUCUUUGUGGUUAUUUGGUAGCAUCAAGGGCCACCCCUGAUGUCGUCCAAGUGUUCCUGAAUCAGCUACCCGCACUUCCCAUCACAUGUCCGCGUCCCUGACUUCCCUGUGACACCAAGACCCAGGCAGUGGCUCUGCCACUCACAACAGGCCACUGAUAGCUCCCAGACUGUCCGCCUCCUUUGUUUUCUCAUUUUCUCUGUUGCCGUGGUGUUGCCGUCACCCAGGCCCUGCAGAAGGGGAACCCACACACCUUAGGAUGUGUGUCCCUCUGUGCUGAGAAUGGGGGCGCAGAACACAAACGGUCAAGCUUCUGCCUUUAAAAGCUGGGGGUGUGCGCCUGAGUGGAAGGAGCAGGGAAGAGCAAGGCAUACGGAGCCGCCCGGCCAGUGGGAGGCCCAGCUCCCUGCACGGCUCUUUAAGUGAAGCCACGCCCCUCCCCUGAGAAGCCAGGAAUGACCAGGAACUGAGCUGAGAGGUACCUGGAAACCUUUACCCUCUGACUGGUUGCUGACCCCCUUCUGUUUUUAAAGGGAAGACAAUCACAUCAUUUGAUCCCAAAUUGCAAAUGAACAUUAAUUUUUUUUCUGCCUUUGAUAGAUCUUCUCUUUCUUUCUCUCACGUAUAUCCAUGUGCUACGUGUGCACACGAAUGCCUAUGUGCAUGUGUGUUCGACACAUUGUUUUAGCUCCAAUCCAAGCAAGUUUGAGUUUGGAUAUAGGUGAACUAACCACAGGUUUUAUGGCUUCUGCCAACUGAUUCUCCUGUUUCUAAAAAUGAAUUAUUUCACGAAACAUAAACAUCAAAGCUCUCCAUCCAGUGACUUGCACAUGCUCUGCCCUGAACCUGGCAGUGCAGUAGCAGAGUGCUGUGGCCCCGAGAAGGGCGCUUCUGUGUGAAGCCCCGGUGACCGCCCCCCUUCCCCUGGGAGACAGGGGCACCGAGUUUCUCCCAGGUUUUCAGUCCACACGAGGAAUCAGCAGGAGUGACCCGACUGGGGAAAAUCCCUCUUUCUCAUUGUCUGAAGCUGUCUCCCCUGCUAUUCUAAUAUGUUGCCAUAAAUACUGUUCAAAUACUGUUAAUCUCUGUUUUAUACGUGUGACAUUUGCCUUAAAACAUAGCAGUCCUCAAAAUGAAUACAGUGUUUCUACUAGGAUCUGCAUGUUCCUUUAUUCCUUUCUUGGCGUUUUGAAGUGGCAUUCACCCAUGGAGCUCCGCUAGGGCAUCGCCUGAGGGGGACUGAAUUGAUUUCUGUUGUAGCAGCUUUUAGCCAGCCUGACCCGCAGAGGCAGGGUAGGCUGGUUCCCGGGGGCACAGCCCUGCAGGCUGGUCACUGAUGUGGCUUGCAGGAGGGGAGCAUCCGGCUACUUCUGGCCGCCACUCUGUUCAACACUAGCCGGGCUCGUGAAAAAGUGAGUGGUUUUGCUACAUACCUCCAUAAAAUUAAGUCUUGUCGGAACAACUGGGUCAACAGGCCUUAACUAAACAUCUGGAAGCCAUGAGCCACGCUGGAAGAAUGCCCCAGUCCAUAGAAUUCCUGACAGUCCCUCCAUGAGGCACUGGCCCGGGCCUUCCCACCAUCCACGCCAUACCCAGCCCACUCUUUUAUACCAUCUCAUUUUCAAUGAUACCACAUUCCAGCACAAUUAGGGAAUUUAGAAGCGUCUUAAUAAAAGAUUAUCUUACAUGCUCA